Molecule: messenger RNA, 1902 nt
Organism: Xenopus laevis (African clawed frog)
Lineage: Eukaryota; Metazoa; Chordata; Amphibia; Anura; Pipidae
Gene: tppp3.L
Product: tubulin polymerization-promoting protein family member 3 L homeolog
Exons: 4
Coding region: 286-816 (176 amino acids)
Biological process (GO): microtubule polymerization; positive regulation of protein polymerization; microtubule bundle formation
Cellular component (GO): cytoskeleton; microtubule; cytoplasm
Molecular function (GO): tubulin binding
Source: RefSeq, a predicted model, not a curated record
ACACCCCUCUUACAAAGAACCUCUUCCAGUGACUUGUAUGGCAGAUUCUAUCAAGUGAAAUCUUGCCUGCUCUAGCAAGGAGGGUGCAUCUCUUAUGCCUCUAAAUGACCUUGGUCAUUUAUAUUUAUAUUACACUCCCUUGAUGUUUUACAGGAUGUCUCUAUGGAUACAGGAAUAAACAGAAGAUAAUAGCCCUACAGUCUUUAAAGCAGCAUUUCAUUCUACAGCCCAGGAGGGGAGAGGAGGUGUCUAUAGCAGAGCACAGGCAAACAGGAGAUAAAGGUCAUGGCUGAAAAUUCAGAUAUCACCUCUCUGGAAGACAGUUUCCGCAAAUUCGCCAUCUAUGGUGAUACCAAGGCAACAGGCCAAGAAAUGACCGGAAAAAACUGGUCAAAAUUAUGCAAAGAUUGCAAAGUCAACGAUGGGAAAGCUAUUACUGGCACUGAUGUGGACAUUGUAUUCUCCAAAGUAAAAGCAAAAUCAGCCCGAGUGAUCACCUAUGAAGAGUUUACGAAGGCUCUAGAGGAGUUGUCUGCAAAGAGGUUCAAAGGGAAGAGUAAGGAAGAAGCCUAUGAGGCUAUCUGCAAGCUUGUAGCUGGGAAGGAACCUGUUAGCGCUGGUAUAACGAAAGCUGCAGCCACUGGAGCAGUGGAUCGUUUAACAGACACGUCGAAAUAUACUGGAUCCCACAAGGAGCGAUUCGACCAGACUGGCAAAGGGAAGGGAAAGAGUGGCCGGGAAACAAUAGUGGAGAACACAGGAUAUGUUGGCUCCUACAAACUUGCUGGCACUUAUGAUGCCAAAGUGAAGAAAUAAAGUGCAUGAUGGGGUAUUUGCAUUAAGUUAUUAACCUAUUCCCUGCUAGAAUGGCAAAUUGUGCCUUUGUGGCAGUGAUGGGGUUAAAUUUAAACAAAGCAGUCCUUCUUAGCACCCAGAUAAGACCAGUGAAAAGGUGAUGAUUUCUCCAGUGGUAUUAUCCUUCACCUCAUCACUAUCACAAAGUUUAGAAAUGUUGUUUGUGUAGUGGCACUCUUAAAACCUGAGGCUGAAGUUUAGAUAUUACCAUAAGAGCAUUUCUAUCACUGACAUAGAUCACUGCAUCUUCUUCUUAGUGCUCACCAAGAUCCAAUUUUUGUUUGUAAACAAAUAAAAUAUAUUAUAAAAUGUUUUUUUUAAAAGAGUUUGUGUUAAGAAUAUAAGAGUUUCUCAGUUCUAUUGAGUUGUUUACAUUUUUGUGGGUGCUAUGUGGGACUGCUUUUGGCCUGUUAGGGGUGCUGAGGGUCAUUGGUUCAGAACAAAAAGCACUCCAUUUAAAUGCGCUAAGAAACAUCAACCAGGCUCAAGAAUGAGGCUGUUGGUGUUUCCUGUUCUACCUAUACUGUGGCACUUAUAGCUUGAUAGUCCUUAAAAAUGUUGUUUUAUGAUGUAGAUCAAACUGUGUCUUUACCCAUGUAGCCUAUAUUUAUCAGGAUGUUCAUAUAUAAAUAUCUAUAUAAAUAUAUAUAUAUAUAUAUAUAUAUAUAUAUAUAUAUAUAUAUAUAUAUAUAUAUAUAUAUAUAUAUAUAUAUAUAUAUAUAAGUAUCUUAUGGUUCCAUCCAACUCAAGAAUGCAAAUUUCCCAUAACUUGCAUGAACACAAAUCUGCAGCUUGAUUAACAUUGACUGUGAUACCUCUAUACAGGGCUCCUGGACCAUGAACAACCAACCAGAAUGUCAAACUAGGAUUGCCAUAGCACUGAUUAACAUGUAAUAAUCCUGAUGUUGGGUUUUUUCUGUUUCGUCUCCCAUUGGAUCAAGAAAUUAUUCCAAUACACUGAAAUAACUAUGAUACAACCCAAUUCUGUUUCUUUUGUAUGCAAAAUCACUGUGAUCACUGUGGUCAUAAAGAUGGAUGCUGCAUGAU